AUGGCUUUCCUUUGGAAAGACAUUCUGGUGGAAACAUUCCUGGGUUAUGUUUCCUGGUCUCUUUAUUAUGCUCUUCCUCCAAUGAUAUAUUAUUUUCCAUUGCAAACAUUGGAACUUACUGGUGUGGAAGCUUUUGCUAUUGCUUUCUUCUCUCCAAUGUUCUUAAUCAUUGGCCCAUUUUGGAGGUUGGCCAAUAAGAAGUGCAUUCUGGCCUUGUUAAGGCUGAGUAUGAUUGGAAGUAUUGCUUCAUACCAAGCUCCAAAGGCUUACCUUCGACUUUUGAUCUUGGCCAUGGGUGUUUCUUCAUCAUUGGUAGUUCAAACAGUAACAUGGUGGUCUGGGAACUCUUUGCAAAGGUACUGUAGAAUCUGGGGAUUUAUAUUAGGAAAAAUUCUUCUUCUUGUUCUUCGGAUUUGGUAUACCUCAUUAAACCCAGUCUGGAGCUGUUCGACUUUCAAUACAACUAUAUUGAUCUUAGGUUUCACAGCAGCUCUUGAGCGAAUAUGCACAGGUGAUGAGAGCAAGAAACAAGAAGAAAAUAAGACUGGAACUACAGCAAAGGAAAUAAUUGAUAGACCGAACUGGUUUUUAUCAGGUGCAGCUUUUGGCAGCCUUCUGUUCCUCACCUACUGGAUUUUUGGAGAAGUCUCACUAGUUUCUAGAUGGGCUGUAAAUGGACAUCCCCAGCCUGGCCCAGAUCCCAAUCCACAUGGAGGUGCAGUUCUUUUAGGACUGGCUCAUGGGCUGAUGCUUUCUUUUUGGUCUUGGUCUACUCCUGCCCUUUGUGGUUGGUGCCUUAUAGGUGCAGCAGGAGCAGCUGGUCUGCUUGGCUUACAAACAUGGUAUGCAGCCAUUGCUGGUGACUUCCUUGCUGUCUUUACAAUGUGCAUGUGGCCUCGCAUGGCUGGAUGCUUUGCUAGCUGUUUACAUCCUGGAAAAGUCAUGAGUGCAGCCAUGCUCACGUUCGUGCUAGAAGUAUUCUUCUGUGUGUGGUGUACAGCUUAUAAAUUUGUGCCCGGUGGAAUUUAUGCUAGAGAAAGCUCCCACAUUCUUUUGGGGAUUAUCAUGCUGUUUAUUGUCAUAGGCACACUAGUUGAUUGCAGGAAAGAUCUUCACUGUCUAUUUGGAAUAACAAAUAGUCAUAAGCCCCUCUUCAAACAAAGUGAAAAAUACAUCAAGUUAUUUUUGUGGCUGUUUGUAGGUGUAGGCUUAUUGGGAUUAGGAUUGCGAUAUAAAGUUUAUGAGAAAAAACUAGGCCACGGACUUCCAAAGAAAGACUUCUCGGCCUUGAUUUGGCCAUUCAGGUUUGGCUAUGAUAAUAAUGGAUGGUCUAACCUAGCGCAAUCAGCCAUUCUGCUAAAUCAAACAGGUGCAGAUUUUAUCACUAUUGUGGAGAGUGAUGCCUCAAAGCCAUUCAUUGGCAACAAUGAUCCAACCAUGUGGUUAGGAGAAAAACUUGGUUUUUAUACAGAUUUUGGCCCAAGUACCCGGGAUCAUACUUGGGGGAUGAUGGUUCUGUCAAGGUACCCGAUUGUGAAAUCCAGACAUCAUCUUCUCCCUUCCCCAGAGGGAGAGAUAGCACCAGCCAUCUCCAUGACUGUGAAUUUCACAGGAAAACUGGUGGAUUUUGUGGUUGCUCAUUUUGGGAAUGAAGAAGAAGACUUGGACAGAAAGCUCCAAGCACAAGCUGUUUCUGAUCUGUUGAAGAUGAGCUCCAAUCAGGUUGGGUUUCUAGGAUACAUCACUUCAGCUCCUGGUUCCAGAGAUUACUUGCAAUUAAUUGAAAAUGGCAAUGUUAAGGAUAUUGACAGCACAGAUAAUGACAGAUGGUGCAGUUAUAUAAUGUAUCGUGGAUUAAUAAGGUUGGGUUAUGCUCGAAUUUCUCAUGCUCAUCUGAGUGAUUCUGAACUGCAAAUGGCAAAAUUUAGAAUCCCAGAUGACCCAACUAAUUAUGCUGACAAUGACAAGAUCACCAUUGAUCCCAGUGAAGUUUCAAAGGAAAUGCACUUCAAUUCAAGAUUUGGAUCCUACAAAGGAGGACACAAUUAUGAGAUGAAUCAUCACUUCCACAUGAGCACACCAAAAUACUUUAAGGAAGCUAGCUAGAAGGAUCACCUGCCAAUAUCUGUACAAAAGGAACACAAAUGACAAUGCACAAUGAUCAGAUUCUCCUUAAGCCUAAGGCACAACUAUGUUAAUGUUUUAUGGACCAAUUGAA
Molecule: messenger RNA, 2218 nt
Organism: Elgaria multicarinata webbii
Lineage: Eukaryota; Metazoa; Chordata; Lepidosauria; Squamata; Anguidae
Gene: CWH43
Product: cell wall biogenesis 43 C-terminal homolog
Exons: 16
Coding region: 1-2106 (701 amino acids)
Biological process (GO): GPI anchor biosynthetic process
Cellular component (GO): endoplasmic reticulum
Source: RefSeq, a predicted model, not a curated record